CAGCAGCCGCUCGCAGGGACGGGGGUUGGAGGGGUCAUUGUGGGUACCCCCCCAAGCUGGGACUCGGGUAAACUGAGGCAGGGGCUCAGUGGAGCCCCCGCUGCGGGGAAGGGGCGGGCGGAUGGGAUCGGCGCCGUCGCACCGCGUUUGUGCCGCUUGAAGGCGGUGCCGCCGCUCCGGGCUCGGUCGGGCACCGGGAAGAGGAACUGGGCUUUGCACUGCCGGGUCGGGGUGAACGCACCGCCGAACACCGGGGUCCCGCUGCCGCUUUGCUGCGCUGCAAAAGGGAGGGAUGGGGCGGGGAGGAGGCGAGCGCCGGUCUUUGCAUCCCCCCCUUGCAGCCCCUCUGCUCCCUGUUGCAUCCCCCUUGCACCCUCCCGCUCCUCCCUUCUGCUGCAAGGGGCCGUGCUUGAAAUAAAGCCCCCCCCACCCACCUCCCCUUGCCCGCAGACCCCCCCUAAUCCCCUGCUUAAGCCCCCUUUCCAUCAUGAUCUUGCUGAGCAGCUUCUUGCACCUCCGGCCUCGGCACUGCGGCCCCUUCGCAGGGCUGGGCAGGGGUCCCGGCCCCUUAGCGGGGUCCCGCAGGGCGCUGCGGGUGCUGGUGGACAUGGAUGGGGUGCUGGCUGACUUCGAAGGAGGCUUCCUCAAGAAGUUCAGAGCCAGGUAUCCCGACAAGCCCUACAUUGCCCUGGAGGACCGGAGGGGCUUCUGGGUGUCGGAGCAAUACGGGCGCCUGGGACCUGAGCUGAGUGAGAAAGCCAUCAGCAUCUGGGAAUCCAAGAACUUCUUCAUCGAGCUGGACCCACUCCCCGGGGCUGUGGAAGCUGUGAAGCAAAUGGCAAACUUGGCCGACACUGAUGUGUUCAUCUGCACGAGCCCCAUCAAGAAGUAUCGCUACUGCCCGUAUGAGAAGUACGCCUGGGUGGAGAAGCACUUCGGCCCCGAGUUUCUGGAGCAGAUCGUUUUGACACGAGACAAGACAGUGGUUUCUGCUGACCUGCUGAUAGACGACAGACCUGAUAUAACAGGGGCCGAGCUGAACCCGAGCUGGGAGCACGUACUCUUCACAGCCUGCCACAACAAGCACCUGCAGCUGAAGCCCCCCAGCCGCAGGCUGCAGUCCUGGACCGAUGACUGGAAAGCCAUUCUGGAUAGCAAACGCCUGCCGCCCGGCCAGGCCACCUAAACACCAGCAUCCCGCAGCCACUCCUGCUACAGGGUGAAACCAUGGACACACAGACACUGUCCCUGCUGCGGAGAGGAAGAGGAGGGCGAGCUGAAGCACCAUGGCCACCCGGACCCGCAUAGCAGCCCCCAAGCCCAGCUGCGGUGCAGCAGCAGGAUUGCACCUUGGACCCAAUGGGAGCGUAUCCCACUGGUUCUUGGGGUCCAUGUGCUGCAUCUGCACCCUCUGCGAGGCCAUCCUGGUGUUUCUGAUGGACAAGGUCACCCUCAGCGUGUCUGUGUGGCACAGACCAGCUCUCCAUCCUCCUCUCUGCGUUACAGUCAGGGAUCACACGGGUGGUUUGUUCUGUCCUCAGAGGGCUUCAUACUUGGAUUUUGGGAUGCAGGUGGCUGGAAGGGCAGGGGGAGCAGGCAGAUGCUGCCCAGGCUCCCUGCACCAGCUCAGUUGAAGCAACAGGACGGCUUUGUGCUUCCCUGCAGGAAGAGACCCUGCAGUGUGAUAUGGGGACAACACCACUCCUCCGUGGAUCUGGCCAUGGAAAGAGAAUCCGGAGGCAUCUUCCAGUUGAUGGGAGGGAUCCCUGCUUGCCCUCAUCCCUGAGGAGUGCCACAGCUUUAGAGCUGAUUUGGGAUGAAGAGAAGGACUCUUCUCCCAGCUGCUCAUUGCUCGUGGGCUGCUCAUCCAGGGAAUCUCUGGGACAGCGAGCAGGCAGCAGCAGUGCCAGCACCAGCCCUUCCUGGGAGCUGGGCAGCUCAUGGCUCACCCUAACAGGCAUUGAUCCAAUGGUAGCUCCAUGGAUUUCAAGGCCAGGAAGGUCUGCACACGCCGGCUGCAUGCUCACAUCACCCCAUCUUCCUCCUCCUGCCAGUGUUUUGACACCGGGAAAGCUCUGGAUGUGCAUGCACCAAGCGCACUGCUUCCAUGCAGAAAGUCCUGGGUGCUGCGCCCCGGCAUGGUCAGCAAGUGGGAUGUUAAUGCCACUGAGCAUCCUAAAGCCUUCAGUGCAGGGCCACUGGGAAGAUGCUGCUGGAUGAAACAGGGCUGGUGGAGAAGCUACAGCAUCACGGGGAAGUGGGUAAAGCAGAGGCACCACAAGUGUCCAAAGGGCAGGUUGAGGGUUGCAUUGGUGGAGGACUGUCAUGGCCACAUCCAUGGAUGCUGUUACCAGUCUUUACCUACCAUAAGGGUAGAAGUUGGGGGACACUGCUGCUAAAGGCUGGGGAGCCCAUUAGAGAUGCCUAUGAGGCUGCAGCAUGUGCAGUGUGUGUGCCAGGCACACAGCCAGGGGAGCUGCAGCUGGGUACCACAAAGGGACCGUUUGGAUGAAGGAGCAGCUCCAAGAAGGAUGCUUUUUGCAUGGCAGUGCCCACAGCUUCUUCCUCCCCUGCCUGGCUCUUUCCUGCCUCCCUGACUCUGCACCAAUCCAGCUUCAAACUGCAGUGACUGAGCUGGGACCAGCACCACCAGAAAGCAGCCGCCUGGUCCCAGAAGAGACAUCCCAGUUACUGAGGAGAGCCAAGUGUUCCAUGGCACUGCUAUAGGGCAGGGAACAGCCUGGCUUUCCCAAGUGGGAACCGGUGCCUCAUGCAUUGCCCCGGGGACGCACUGGCUGCAUCAUGGCUCAUGUACAUCACUGCAGAGCCCAGGAUCCCAUGGCCAUGUGGGAUCCCACCGUGUGCUCCUGCUCUCCUUGGUCCAAGGACUUGCUGGCUGCAGGAGUGGAAUGCCCCACUGGGACACAGCCCCAUGGGCAGGGGUGGUAGCCAGGGCUUGGCUGGGGUUUGCCACCCCGUGCUGCUUGCUCAUCCCUUCAGCUUGCCUCUCCUCUCUCCUAUAGCCCCCAUCAGCUCAAACCUAUGUAAGCUUAAAGCUACAUAGCCAACAAAUAACUGCUUCAGCAGCAGCAGCCAACCCAUCACAUCCUGAGGGGCUACUGGAGUUGGGGCUGUUGAACCUGUGCCUUCCCUGGCUGCUGCAGGGCCAGGGAUGCAGCCUGCAUCAUCCUGGGACUUUCUGCUGCCCCAUAUCUUGGGAUGGGGCAGGAGGGUGAAGACAGCACGGUUGGCCCACGGUGGUGGGUUAUGUCCCAUAAGGAUGUUCUUUCUUUCCUGUUUAAACCACUGCGUGCUUCUCCCGGUGAUGGGUCUGGUUCAGGGGGUGUUUGCAAUGUGAUGCCCCAAAGCAACCAUUUUCCCCCAUGGCUGGGGCAGACCCAAGGGAUGUGGGUCUCUAGGGCCAGCCAUUGUCUUCCCCUUGGUAGCACAUGUGAUGCUGGAGAGACCACACGCAUUCACACUAAAUACACUCAGAAGCAGGGCUGGGGUUUCUCAUCCCUGAUGCUCCGACUGGAUGCACAGAAAUCCCAAGCAGGAAGCUGGUCUGUUCACUGCUGCCAAGUUCAGGACCAGGAGGUGGCUUCCCAUUGCCCAACGGAUCAGCCCUUUCACCAUCCAAGCCCUUCUGUGGCCAGCCAAGAUGCACAGAGCUUUUGGUUUUAAAGGCACAUCUAUAAAGCUGAGGAGGAUGAGGAGCACUGCAAUAAACACUGGGGGUCAUCAGCAUCCAGCUCCCUAGAAAUGCAGUUUGGGGUUUGCAGUUUCUCUGCCUUCUGCAUGGGGAUGGGGGUCCAAAAAGCCUGGAGCCAGCCCUGCUGUGCUGUUACGCCGUUAGACAGAGUCCCUGUUGGCAGAACCAAGCCCAAGGGGUGGGUUUAGGUAGCGCUCAGCUUCCUAAAGAUGUUUUAUAACAAAUAAAGCUGUAAAGUGUG
Molecule: messenger RNA, 3953 nt
Organism: Pezoporus flaviventris
Lineage: Eukaryota; Metazoa; Chordata; Aves; Psittaciformes; Psittacidae
Gene: NT5M
Product: 5',3'-nucleotidase, mitochondrial
Exons: 5
Coding region: 488-1186 (232 amino acids)
Biological process (GO): pyrimidine deoxyribonucleotide catabolic process
Molecular function (GO): 5'-nucleotidase activity
Source: RefSeq, a predicted model, not a curated record